AAAAAAAAUCCAUUACCGUUCUUGCUUCCAUCAUCUUCUACCUGGCCCUUUGGAUAUUGCUGUCAGACUUUUCGACCAUAUUAAGCAGCGUUCAAUAGGACAUUCAAGCUUGAAACAGUCGGAGUACUCACAGGCAAUGUCUAUGGGAUAGGGAACUAACUGUGGGCGGGAGAUUGUUUAUGUAAAUCAGUAGUACGGAUUGGUCGCCAAAAAUUUAAAGCCAAGAUUCGAAACUAAAGCUUCUGCAGAAUAAGUAGAGGUAUAAUAUACUACCUAUUUUUCUUCAAAUCAGCGAGCUUCACGUUUUCAAUUUAAGAGAUGUUUGCUGUGGCUGGAAGAACUCUUACUGGUUGUUUUCUGGCGUGUUUUAUCAUCCUUAUGCUGGCAGGAAACAGUGAUGCAUGGAGAAGAAGAAGAAGACGCCGUGCUCCACCACCCCCUCCUCCACCACCUCCUGAUCGAACAGCACCGACAUUCACAUAUUGUCCGAAUGGUCUCGGCAAUCAGUAUACCACAACGACAUCGAUGACCGUCUCGUGGAGAACGCCUACGGCGACUGAUAAUAGAGGUCAUGCCUCUGUUUCACUAACAUCUGGUUCUGGUCCUGGAUCUACCUUCUCGCCUGGUUCUCAUUCGAUAAGAUAUACAGCCAGGGACAGUGCCGGGAAUCAAGCAACUUGUACCGUCAGCUUUACGGUCAUUGUUAUUAGAUGUUUAUCGCUGAGUAGCCCUGCCCACGGUGCCAUCUCCUGUACGAACUCCAUCAAUGUUGGAUCCAUCUGUACCUAUUCCUGUACAACAGGCUAUAAGCUUUCAGGCGGAUCGGUGGCAAGAUCUUGUUCACGUUCAGGGAAUUCAGGCCUCUGGACUGGAUCUGGUUCGGAAUGCAUCCGUGUAACGUGUAGCGCCCUCUCCAGUCCAUCCAGUGGCCAACUCACCUGUACUGAUGGCAGUUUCUACAGCAGUCGAUGCAGCAUAUCUUGCAACAAUGGAUAUACAUUGCAAGGCAGCUCUUCCCUCUUGUGUGGACAGUCUGGAAGUUGGUCAGCUGGAGUCCCAUCCUGUGCAGAUACUGCUGCACCAGCCUUCACCCGCUGCCCUUCAUCUCAGACCGUCUAUGCUCCGUCGCUCUCCUCCCGCGCUACGGUCAGCUGGGCAUCACCUUCAGUUUCCGACAACUCCGGGGAAUCUAUUACCCCGAGCCCGUCAAGUAGCUCAAUCAGAUCUGGAAGUUCUCAUGCAGCAGGCACGUAUUCUGUAACUUACAGUGCUGUGGAUAGUUCUGGAAACGAAGCCACUUGCCGGUUCUCGGUUACUGUUACAGUCAUACAUUGCAGCAGUCUCUCUGCAUCUGCCCCACUCCAAGUGACCUGUCCGAAUGGAGCGAUACGAGGCUCGGUCUGUACUUUUGACUGCAGUGUGGGAUACAGACUUCAGGGUCAAAGGUCCACGGAAUGUCAGAAGACGGGGUCAGCGGGGUCAUGGGACCAGCCCUCGCCAACCUGCCAGAUUCUUCAAUGCCCUACCUUGGUUGCACCUAGUCAUGGCAGAAUUGUAGGAGAUUGCUCGAGGAACUAUGGCUCCAGGUGCAACGUUGCGUGUGACAUCGGCUACGAGAUAAGCAACGGUGCUCAGCAGUGCAGUGCCCAAGCAGGAAGUACUGAUGCAUUCUGGGUCGGCUCAACACCCACUUGCACAAGGAUAUACUGCAGGAAGCCAGUGCUUACCACCGCUCUUCAGAUCAUAACCAGCCAGGCCUGCCCCACUGGUGAUCAGGUCCCUUCUGGCAAUCAGUGUCGGUUCUCCUGCAGUGAAGGGUACUAUCUCUCAGGAAAUGCUGCCCUCACUUGUCAACAUGAUCGAACCUGGAGUCAAGCAGCACCAACGUGUCACUUGAUUACCUGUGCCGGGAGUGAUCUGUCUCCUCCAGUCAACGGUGAGAAGCGCGGAUGCUCCUCCUCCCGGGAGAAUUAUGGAACAGUAUGCACCCUGGCCUGCGGUACGGGGUACCUACCGGCCACGCCCGUUCAAAGAACCUGUUCAGAUGACGGUAACGGUGAUGGGGACGGGGUCUGGACGGGACCUGAUCUCACCUGCAUAAUUGUGACCUGCCCCGCCCCUGCCACACCCAGCAACGGUCGAGUGACUGGAUGCCUGUACCAAGGUUCAUCGCAGGGAGUAGACGAGAGACAGAAGUACAGCUCAACCUGUAGCAUGGUGUGUUCUCAAGGUUUCAGUCAGACCGGAGGGUCAUCUACCACAGUCUGUCAGGCAGAUGGACAGUGGGAUGGGCAACAGAUCAUUUGUCAAGACACCACACCUCCUGUUUUUGUGUGCCCAUUCAACAAGCGUCUUUUUGCCGGGGAAGACAGUUCUAGUGCUCCAAUACUGUGGAGUGAAUGGGAACCAGUCAUGGGUACUGAUCGAGGUGCCCCUUUACCUGCUACCCUAUACGCAAUAGACUCGGUAGAGGUAGGGUCUUCCAAACCAAACGUCCUUGUGGAAGGAACUCACAGGGUUACAUACAGAGGGACGGACCUUGCGGGACACUCUGCUACAUGCUCCUUUGACAUUGAAAUAGCAGUGUCAAGAUGUGCACCCGUUCCGCUCCCUGAGCAUGGUUCAGUAGCUCUCCUGUCCGGGAAUGGUCGAUGUGAAGAUGGACCCAUCUUUGGAGCAGACUGUCGAGUGUCAUGUGAGGCAGGUUACCGACUCUCAUCAGACACGGAUCAUAUUGACAGAGUUUGCCAGAGGCUCACUGACACAUCACCAAUCGGCUACUGGACAGGGCAGAAUGAGAUAUGCAAUGUGAAAAACUGCACAGUUCCUGCUGUCAUCAAUGGAUUCACUGAAGACUGCUCCAGGCCCAAGGUCUCUUAUCAAACAACCUGUCAUUUUCACUGUCAACCUGGGUAUAGCACGCCCUCUGGAGUUGAGUCUGUCACUCGGACCUGCCAGGCUGAUGAGACAUGGAGUGGACAAGAUCUUCAAUGCACAGUUACAAAGACCUGUCCUGCAUCAUUUGAUAUUGACCAUGGGAGUGUGAACCCACCCGAGUGCGAGUCAUCGGAUACUGUACGAUUUAAUACCAGGUGUGAAUUCGCGUGUGAUGCGGGUUACCAGAUACAGGGUCCGAGUGCUCUUGCCUGUAGCACCGAUGGGGUGUGGAAUCAUGAUGUCGUACCAUACUGCAAAGACAUCCAGCCCCCAUCAUUCAGGGGACCUUGCCCUCAUGAGGUCACACUAACUGCUCAACCAGGGACUCUGGAGGCUAUGGUAGACUUUGAGGAACCAAUUCCAAUCGAUAAUUCUGGCCUAGUCAAUCUCACAAGGCUAGUUCCUGAUCAUGGCCCAGGGAGCACCUUUGAAGAAGGUGAUACAACUAUUGGUUACCUAGCAACAGACUCCAGUGGAUUAUCGUCCAGAUGUGAUGUAGUCAUAACAGUUCAAGUGUACAGAUGUGCCCCUCAACAACCUCCUCUCCAUGGGAGUGUAGCAGGAUGUCCUGAUCCCUUCCAUGGCUCUGAAUGUCAUUUCUCUUGCGACGUAGGUUAUGACUUGAUUGGGCAAGAUACUCUGUCAUGUGAUCUGUCACCUGACACUGUCCCAGUAUGGAAUCAUGACAGACCAGUUUGUCAGAUACGGACAUGUCCAGUGCUGGUCGUUGAUGAUCCGGCCACACUGACCGGGUGUGGUCAACUAGGGGAGAGUGUUCCUUACGGGUCAGUGUGUACAUUCCACUGUCCAUUUGGUUACGAUGGGGAAGGGGAUAGAGCGAAGAGGUGUCAGGCCGAUAGAACAUGGAGCAGCACUGAUUUUACCUGCAAUCGUAAAUCCUGUCCAGCUCUUGUGGAGACGUCAAAGAUAUCGAUCGAACCUGAAUCUUGUCUAUCGGACCCAUGCUUUGAGGAUACAUGUAACCUUGCAUGCAGGACUACAGGGUUUGAGAUAAGCCCUUCCAGUCUUAGAGAGAUCAUGUGCUCUGGGAACCAAACCUGGACUAAAGACAUAGGCGAGGCCCAGUGUAUAGAUGUGGAGGCCCCUACUUUUGAUGAAUGCCCUGCUGACAUUGUAGUUUACACUGAGAGGGGUAUGAAUGAGACCAAUGUCCGGUGGUCUGUCCAAGCAUCAGAUAACAGUGGCAGUGACCCUCAAGUGACCUGUGACCUCUACGCUGGGGUCAUGACUGCGGGCACAUAUGCAGUCACCUGUAUAGCAAGAGAUGAGACCGGGAAUGAAAACAUCUGCAGGUUUUCAUUAGAUGUCAUUGUACGUAAAUGUCAAGAACCAUAUGAGCCUCCUUUGUUUGGAACCCUGGUCGGGUCAUGUGACAGGUCACAUGGUUCUGUGUGUCACCUGACCUGUCUGGUUGGUUAUUCAUUGGUUGGUUCAUCUGAAGCAAGCUGCGAGUUUAAUGGAACAGACAUGUACUGGAACACAGAGGAAGAUCCAUACUGUCAAGUUAUUGGUUGUGACCCAUUGGUCGUAGAUUCCAGCCUUUCUGUUUCUCCGUCAUCAUGUAUAUCAUCAGACAAAGUGCAUUCUGGGACAACUUGCACACUUCAUUGUGAUCUUGAUCUCACACUUGAUGGGGCACUUGAAUCAGUGACCUGCUUAGAAUCUGGUCACUGGAGCUCUGAUUUGGGUACUGUCGGUCAACUAAGAUGCCUUGAUCUCACAGCUCCGACACUCACAUCCUGUCCAGUUGAACCUAUCACGGCCAUGCGCACUGAAUUCUGGGGAGUGGAAGUGACCUUUGACCUCCCUAAUGCAGCAGACAACAUCGACAGUGAUCUUACCAUGAUAACAGAUCCCAUUGACCUAACGUCGCCCUACAACUUCACGACCGACACCACGUGUAGUUUCUCCUUUAGUGACCAUUCAAACAAUACAGCUACUUGUGUCUUCCAAGUUUAUGUGACCAAUAAUGUUCGGCCAGUCGUGCGAUUCUGCCCACCAGACCAGAACAUCACCACUUUGACGAAGAUGACAGCGGUUAAAUGGGACGAUCCUGUGUUCCUAGCUCCUCCGGGAAUUGACAUCAUUGAGAACUGUAACCAUAACCAAAAUUCUGCUCUGCUUCCGUGGGGUCACCAUGCCAUCUUGUAUCAGGCCAGUGACGGCAUGAAUGGAUUGAAGGCAGAAUGUCGUAUCAACGUGGACAUUGAACCUGUACCCUGUCAUAAUCUCCACAUCCCUGCAAACGGUGCAUUGGCCUGCGAUGAUGGCUUUGCAUACGGACGCUACUGUACAAUGGUUUGUAACAAGGGUUAUGACAUCCCUCGUCUGAGGUCCUCCGACUCGCCCCAGACACUCUUCAUUUGUGGCUCCUCCGGAGUUUGGUCCCCUCACUCCAAUGUACCAGAUUGCUCACGACGACGUAACCCAAGGCGUAUGAACCUUCCUCUGAGCAUGAUGUACUUCGAAGGAUUAUGUGGCAGUGGUGACAACCAGUCGGUGAAUGCCAUCUCAGAGAAGUUUGUGAGCAUCAUCACCCAGACAGACUUUGCUGAGAUCUGCACCCUGAACCUGCUUUGCAAGGUCGACCAUGUCAGGGUCACGUGCGGACGAGGGAACGAUCGUCAGAAACGUGAUGCCAGUACAGAGAGGUUGGGAGAGGCGUCUGGCAUUGCUGCUGUAUCAAUGGUUCUGAGUAUGGUGUUGGGUGAUGAUCUAUCUGAGAAUAAGCAAAACCAGACAGAGUUCAUGUACCAGUUAGCACAACACAUCCAUGACCACACCCAAGAUGCUUUAUUUGGUGGCAGCGGUGGGAUAUCAGAUGAAGAGACUCAAGCUGGUCCAUUGCAUGGUGUCAGGAGUGGGAUUUCAGACGAAGAUACUCAAGCUGGUCCAUCAUAUGGUGUCUGGAGUGGGAUUUCACAUGCAGAGACUCAAGCUGGUCCUAUUUAUGGUGUCAGGAGUGGGAUUUCAGAUGAAGAUACUCAAGCUGGUCCUAUUUAUGGUGUCAGGAGUGGGAUUAGAAGAAACUCACUGGUGUCUGCAGGCAGAGACCUUGAUCUGUGGUUUGAUGAGAUCACCUCUGAAUGUGACCCUGGAUACAUUCCAGAUCAUCGUCAUCACUUCUGCAUUGCCUGUCCCACUGGGCACUACUUCCUUCACUCAUCUGGAGAUUGUGUUGAAUGUGAAAGGGGCUUUUAUCAAGAUGAACAAGCUCAAAGUCAAUGCAAGCCAUGUGCGGAGGGAACCUUUACCAGGGAGCCGGGAGCAAGGAGUGCUGCCGAUUGUGAAGUGCAAUGUCAGCCUGGGUACCAUUCCUCAUCUGGUUUUUCUCCCUGCAUCCCUUGUGAAGAGGACUGGUUCUUACCCCUGAGAGGUCACUCCGAAUGUUUUCAGUGCCCGAACGGACUGUCGUCUCCAAGUGGAUCAACGUCACUUCAGGACUGUCAAGAGCCGUGUUCAUCGGGUCACUAUUCGGCAUCAGGAUAUCAACCGUGCUUACCUUGUCCGCCAGGCUCAUACCAACCAUUCAGAAAACAGACACAUUGCAAGGUCGGACUGUAAGAUACAAGACGGACAUGGUACCUAAGGUUCAAAGUAUACCAUAGAAUGCACGAUGCAGGAGUAAUUAGGGGAAGCAAUCUACCUGUAUUGUUGUUUUACAAUAAAACACUCCUUUUUAAAUGAAAUUUUAAAGGGGAGGUCAUGGAGCAAACACAUGAACUUUGGUUUGUAAGGCUUGCGCCUAUCCUCAAGUGGAGAGCUACACAUCAGCAUUGGAAUGGACACAGUUUUAAAGUCUGACAUACGAGCGGGGUGCUUCCACAAAUUAAGAAAUAGUAAUCUAUCAACCAGAAAUCAAGUUUAUAAUCAUGAGAGCAAACAAAGGAACAGGAAAUGACAAGGGAACGAUAAGCUAUGAAAGUUGUAGAGGACCCCCAUUGGCUUACAAAUGUCAAUUUACAAUAUGGGAAUGGAACUGAUACUGGUUCAGUUCAUGUCUAAAGAGCUAACAGUGGCUAACAUGUUAUUUUUCAUUUAAAGAUAUUACAAUGUGACUUGUAUGAUACAGCAAUUUUCCUCUUAAAAAAACAUGUACUGUACAUGUAUGAAUGAAUGUGUCUCAUGAAUGAUGCACUACAUGUAGUAGAAUAUUUUCAUAUUUUUAGUGAAAAUGGCAUUUGAAAAUGAUUGUCACAUGACAUGUGGAUGGGUGGUAUCACAUACAUGUAUUUGACAGAUCCACAACUCUUAUUAAU
Messenger RNA from Lytechinus variegatus (green sea urchin), 7217 nucleotides. Its product is annotated as sushi, von Willebrand factor type A, EGF and pentraxin domain-containing protein 1-like. Gene Ontology annotation, cellular component: membrane. Lineage: Eukaryota; Metazoa; Echinodermata; Echinoidea; Temnopleuroida; Toxopneustidae. The record is from RefSeq and is a predicted model, not a curated record. Gene Ontology annotation, biological process: cell adhesion.